Fusarium vanettenii 77-13-4 is the source of this 597-nucleotide messenger RNA. RefSeq lists its product as uncharacterized. Gene Ontology annotation, molecular function: oxygen binding; heme binding. Lineage: Eukaryota; Fungi; Ascomycota; Sordariomycetes; Hypocreales; Nectriaceae. The record is from RefSeq and is a predicted model, not a curated record. The annotation marks the transcript as partial. The transcript is spliced from 3 exons.
AUGCAUCACGUUGAUCGCAAGUCGCUCUACACGAGCCUUGAAGCUAGGAUUGAUUACCUGCACAAGUUUCUCGACUGGGAUGACCGAGACAUCGAGGCUCUCGCGUAUGGAGCCCAGCACAUCCAAAAUCUCAUCCCCGCCGUCGUCCACAUCAUCUACCACAAGCUCUCCGAGUUUGACAUUACAGCCCGCGCCUUCGAGGUCCGAAACACAAGCUCAGAGUCGCCUUCCAAAGAUGAGCUUAGCUCAGAUAGCUCCCUGCUGAUGGAGCGACAAAACUUUUUGAAUUCGUACCUCACCAAGAUGUCGCAACUCAGCAAAGGGUCCUCCGAUCAGUCCAAGAUGGCGUUUUGGGAGUAUCUUGAUAGUGUUGGUGCUAUGCAUGUCGGCUUGCAAAAGAGCAGAGAGCUCCGCAUCGACUACAUCCACAUCAGUCUUACUCUCAGUCUGAUACAGAGCGUCAUGUCGCAAGCCAUCCUUGACCACAGCUCGAUUCCGAUCUCCAGGAGGGCCGCCAUCGUCAAGUCGUUCAGCAAGGUCAUCUGGAUACAGAAUGACCUUUUUGCUAGGUGGUAUGUCCGCGAUGGAGAGGAGUUU